GCAGCCAGUGAAACCUUGUCUCAAAACCCCACAAACUCCUAGAGGGCUCAGGAACACCACAGCCCAGCCCAGCCUCCGCGGUGGAGGGAUCAGCAGGACCAGGGCAAGCAGGUGAAGGAGGCAGGUGCACACCAGUCAGGUGCACAGCAAGUGUGACUGCCCGCAGCAACCGAAGGUCGGGGCUCCUGGGGGCUGCUGGGCGCACACUUCCGCUUUCCCGCGGGCUUGUCUGGCGCGCAUCAUUGAUUGAGUGGCGGCUCCUAGAUUUGCCGGAAGCGGUUUCGGUCGCUGGCGUAUUUCCGCUAGAGAGUUGAAGUCAGGGCGGCGCGCAGCCGAACUGAGGACUGAAGCUGCAGGAGCUGGGCGAUCGUCCGGUGCCCGCCUGGCGUGCAGCUCUGGGUCACCCUGCUCCGCGCCACCGCGCUUGCGCUGAAGCCGACUGGACACCCCCCCCCACACACACACCCCGAGCCCCCUGCGGCCUUCAGAUGCACCCACAUCUCGCUGCCGCUGCUCCCCGGGAGGCUGGACGCGAGCGCUGCUUCCGACCGGACAGCGCUCCUCCCGGGCGGGCUCACCGUGAGGACCCUCCGUUGCAGGCAGUUCUGGAGCCAUUUGUGUGUCAGAUGCCAGUGACCUUCAGAGAUGUGGCUGUGUACUUCUGCAGGGAAGAGUGGGAGUGUCUCAACCCCAGCCAGAGGACCCUCUACCGGGAUGUGAUGCUUGAAAACUUCAGGAACUUCAUCGAGCUGGGAUACCGUGGCCCCAGACCAGACCUUAUUUGUCACCUGGAUCAGUGGGAUGAACCAUGGGUUGAAGAUUGGAACAGACCUGAGUUUCUAGAAGCACGAAAAGGUGUCUGCCCAGGAGGCAGAAAGUCCACAGAUCGUAAGAGACCCCGUGUUCUGGCUUCAGUUCACGAGAGGGCCCAUCCACGGAUGGGAGCCAAGAUGGGGGCUCCCUUGAUGAAGAGUGUCCUGACACUGGGUAAGGUGCGCCUCCCCAGAGCCAGCUCUGGGAAGAGAGUGGACACACAGGAAGCUUUCCAGGACCGGAUGUGUGGAAAAACCUGCAGGAAGCAGCCAGGCCUCAAGGAGCAGUGCAGGAGUGGUGCGGAGGGACACCCCUUCAUCUGCGGCACGUGUGGCAAGGCACUGAGCUGCCACAGCCGCCUGGCUGCUCACCAGACAGUGCACACCGGGACCAGGUCCUUCGAGUGCUGUGAGUGUGGCCAGACGUUCCGCUGGGUGUCGAACCUCCUGCGCCACCAGAGAAAUCACACAAGUGAAAAGCCCUUCUGCUGUGAGGUCUGUGGGCAGGCUUUCAGCCUGAAGGACCGCCUGGCACAGCACCGUAAAAUCCACACCGAGCACCGUCCCUAUGUGUGCGGUGACUGUGGGAAGGCCUUCAAACAGAAGUCCAACCUUCUCCGUCACAGACUCGUUCACACUGGAGAGAGGCCCUUCUACUGUGACGGCUGUGGGAAGGCCUUUCGGACUAAAGAGAACCUCAGCCACCACCAGCGGAUUCACAGUGGAGAGAAGCCCUACACCUGUGGCGAGUGUGGGAAGGCCUUCAGGUGGCCCAAGGGCUUCAGCAUCCACCAGAGGCUGCACCUGACAAAGAGAUCCUACCAGUGUGAACACUGUGGGAAGGGCUUCCGGCACCUGGGCUUCUUCACGCGGCAUCAGAGGACUCACGGGCGUGGGGAGGUAUGAAGGCCGCUGUAGGCAGCUUGUCCUUCCCUGUUCUGGGCCUUGUGGGAACCUCAAGCCUAAAGGCCCUGUGGUCCCCGAGUCUCUGAGGAAGUUCUGCCAGGAAAUGGACACAGGGGAGGGGGCAUCGAGCAUGCAGGCAGAGCCGGCCACAGCUCUGGCUGUGUCCGCUGAGGAGUUUGUCCCUGUCCUGAGUGUCAGCUUGAGUGCACUUUAUUGAAUCCCUCUCUCUUCUG
Molecule: messenger RNA, 1951 nt
Organism: Onychomys torridus (southern grasshopper mouse)
Lineage: Eukaryota; Metazoa; Chordata; Mammalia; Rodentia; Cricetidae
Gene: Znf707
Product: zinc finger protein 707
Exons: 4
Coding region: 489-1718 (409 amino acids)
Biological process (GO): regulation of transcription by RNA polymerase II
Molecular function (GO): RNA polymerase II cis-regulatory region sequence-specific DNA binding; DNA-binding transcription factor activity
Source: RefSeq, a predicted model, not a curated record